AUGGCCACGUUGGAGAGAAAACAGAUGGUUUUGACAACGUACAUGGCGGUUUUUGCUAUGGAGAACGGAAUGAAGAUGACAACCGCAUCCUUGAGUUUGCUGAAAGCCAUUCGACAGCAUGCACAAUUGCACAUAGUCAAAUACAAGGAAUGCUUAAAUGACAUGAUCUGGAAGAUUCACCGAUCCUGGGCCACCAAGCAAAAUGCUGAGCAGAAUGCUACCAUCCCAUCAGCAAAUUUACACAUGAACGAUUCUCUCCUUCCAGUUCUCUCUCUUCAUUCUCUUGUUCAGCAGCAGCAAGAUCAUCACAGAAAUAGAAAAGCAGAGCACAGUUCAUCGUCCUCACACACAUCUCAUUCUAGAAAUCGUUUGCAGCUGGACAGAAGGUUGCAUGAGAGGCCAGAACAAAAUUUGAACCAGCAACAAAAACGGCAACCGCGUUUUCAGCAACAACGCCAUCAUCAACAUCUCAUGAAACAAGAUAAAUGUCAACCAAAUUAUCAGCAACAAAAGCAACAUCAUUACGAGAAACAAGUUAAACGCCAGCCGUAUCAGUACCAACAACCACAUCUUCAAAGAAGAGUGGAAAAAUCAAAUUCAACUCAAAAAACAAACAUUUUUCCAUUUGAAUGGCUCCGCCUCUUGCGGGGGAAUAUUAUGAAAAUGAAAUAUCUCCAGCAAUAG
Molecule: messenger RNA, 684 nt
Organism: Helobdella robusta
Lineage: Eukaryota; Metazoa; Annelida; Clitellata; Rhynchobdellida; Glossiphoniidae
Exons: 3
Coding region: 1-684 (227 amino acids)
Source: RefSeq, a predicted model, not a curated record